Molecule: messenger RNA, 1581 nt
Organism: Closterium sp. NIES-65
Lineage: Eukaryota; Viridiplantae; Streptophyta; Zygnematophyceae; Desmidiales; Closteriaceae
Source: the annotation of a GenBank genome assembly
AUGUGGCACGGCGGCAUGGGGCAGGGCGGCAUGGGGCAGGGCGGCAUGGGGCAGGGGGGCAUGGGGCAAGGCGGCAUGGGGCAGGGCGGCAUGGGGGCACAUCGAGAAGAGUCCUCCAGAUCCCGCGUGGUGGGCUCACUCCGUCUCCCCUCACCCCGCCUGGCUGUGUUCUACUCUCCUUCCUCCUCUUCUACUCUCCUUGCUCCUCUUCUACUCUCCUUGCUCCUCUUCUACUCUCCUUGCUCCUCUUCUACUCUCCUUGCUCCUCUUCUACUCUCCUUGCUCCUCUUCUACUCUCCUUGCUCCUCUUCUACUCUCCUUGCUCCUCUUCUACUCUCCUUGCUCCUCUUCUACUCUCCUUGCUCCUCUUCUACUCUCCUUGCUCCUCUUCUACUCUCCUUGCUCCUAUUCUACUGUCGUUUCUCCUCUUCUACUCUCCUUGCUCCUCUUCUACUCUCAUUGCUCCUCUUCUACUCUCAUUGCUCCACUUCUACUCUCCUUGCUCCUCUUCUACUCUCAUUGCUCCUCUUCUACUCUCAUUGCUCCUCUUCUACUCUCAUUGCUCCUCUUCUACUCUCAUUGCUCCUCUUCUACUCUCCUUACUCCUCUUCUAAUCUCCUUGCUCCUCCAGGGCUUUCUCUUGUGUGUGAGAGCCGCAUACCAGCAGUAGCAGACCGCGUGGUGCUGCGCAAGCUGGCCCAGGACAUGUGUGAGUGGUCGCGCCUGCUGGUGAGUGAGGAGAAGAGAGGGGGGGAAGAGGAGAGGAGGGGAUUUGGGGAUGAGCGCCACAAUGCCCAUUUUUUCUCUGCACCCAUCUCCCCACCACCCUCCCUCACCCCUCUUCCCCAACCCUCUCCCCCACCCCUCUCCCUCACCCCUCUCCCCCAACCCUCUCCCCCACACCUCUCCCCCAUCUCUCUCCCCCACCCGCUUGCCCCAACGGCCUCUACCCACCCGUCUCCCCUCCCUGCUUUCCCGCACCUCUCCCCCACUCUCCGCACGCCCCACCCUUACCCCUCUCUGCCACGCCUCUCUCCCAACACUUCCCUAAACCUCUUUCCCAAGCCUCUCCCCCAAACCUCUCGCCCAACCCGCUCCCCAACCCCUUUUCCCCCACGCCUCCCGCCUGUGCCUCCCCUCCACGCCUCCUUCCAACACCUCCCCCUCUCACGCCUUGGCCACACGCCUCUCCCCCACCGUCUUCCUCCCCCAUGCCCUGAUCCUGCCGGGAGGAGUCAGCUGGCGAGGAGGCAGUGGGAUCCAGUGGCUAGCGCAAGUCAAUGCAGUGCGCUCUGCCAGUUAUCAGCCUGCAUCUUCGUCGCCUUCCCUCCCUUUCUUUUCCUUCCCUUUCCUACUUUCCCUUCCCUAUCUUCCUUUCCCUGCUUUCUCUUCCCUCCCUGGCCUUCCCUACCUUCCCCUCCCUCCUUCCCUUCCCUGCGUUCCCUACCUUCCCCGCCUUGCCUGCUCUCCCUCUUUGCAGGGCCUAUUCAGCAGGCGCAAGGCCAAGAUGACCACUAUUAUCACGUCUCCCUCUGGGCACUUGGCAUUUUCUCUGGCAGGCAGUGUGCUCCGCCUCCAUGA